AUGUCCGUUGAACAGAACAACGUUUCUCUCGAGAAGGACUUAGCCCCUGUGACGACAGAGGGAAGCCCUGAUGGUGUCAAUGGAACAGGCGCUCCUGUGACCCAACAUUUAACGGCUGAGGAGACCGCCAGAGCGGCUGCCCGCUUUGGAUACGGCCCUCUGUCCCAUGUCAACACCAAAGAGGCUAUGCUCCGUCCGUUCGGCGGUGAGUUCCAGCCCGGUCUAUACAAAUCGGUCGAGAGUCGCAAGUUCGCCAACCCGGCUCCUCUGGGCCUGUGUGCUUUCGCUCUCACCACUUUCGUGCUGAGCGCAAUCAACAUGGGGGCGCGCGAUAUCACUGCGCCCAAUAUUGUGGUGGCCCUGGCUUUCGGCUAUGGUGGUCUUGUCCAAUUGCUUGCGGGCAUGUGGGAAAUGGCCGUCGGUAACACUUUUGGUGCCACUGCUCUGUCCUCGUAUGGUGGUUUCUGGCUCUCGUUUGCGAUCGUCCUGACCCCGGGUGGGUUCAACAUCCAGUCGCAACUUAAGAGCGCAGACAGUGGUGGUACUGCCAUGUUCGACAACUCUUUCGGCUUGUUCCUCAUGGGAUGGUUCAUUUUCACGACCAUUCUGCUCUUCUGCACCCUGAGGUCCACAGUGGCAUUCUUCUUCCUGUUCUUUUUCCUUGACAUUACCUUCCUCCUGCUUGGUAUCGGAUACAUCCACCGUGACAGCGAGGGUAAGCCCAACCCCCCAAUCAUCAAGGCGGGUGGCUUCUUUGGCCUGUUGGCGGCGUUCUUUGCGUGGUACAAUGCUUUGGCGGGUAUGGCAGACGACAGCAACAGCUUCUUCAUCUUCCCCGUGGCUCACUUCCCCUGGUCCCCCACUGCUCGCAGCCGCUCGCAGAAGAAGACCGAGCGGGAGACUGUUUAA
Messenger RNA from Aspergillus tanneri, 909 nucleotides. Its product is annotated as acetate uptake transporter family protein. Lineage: Eukaryota; Fungi; Ascomycota; Eurotiomycetes; Eurotiales; Aspergillaceae. The transcript has 3 exons. Gene Ontology annotation, molecular function: acetate transmembrane transporter activity. Gene Ontology annotation, cellular component: plasma membrane. The coding region runs from base 1 to 909 and encodes 302 amino acids. The record is from RefSeq and is a predicted model, not a curated record.